GCUGUCUGUUAACCAUUUAUGUGUAUCCGAACGCGAUUAGACUAGAUUGCAGCGGAACUUUGUUCGGUAUAUUGUUCUGGGAGAACAGGGAAAUGAAGUUAGCGGACAGUCGCUACUGGAUGGAAUUUAUUUCUCGAAAGAAGCACCAAUAUCUCGGUGGAAACGGCGAAGGAGGAGGAGGGUAGCGAUGUCGCAGAAUUGGAAAGCGCGACACGCUCCAACCUCAAACUCCGCGAAGCACAUAAAGAAAUAGUUUGUAACAAGCAAAAAUUUUAGAAUCUUCCCUACGCUCUUGACGCUUUAUCGACGAUAAAUCAAACUCUCCGAGAGAAGUUCACGCGAACUCGUUGAAGGAAGCGUAAAACGGGCAACACGUAUAAUACAUUAUACCAUGUCGUCCCUGAUCGUAAUGCACAACUCGCGAAUUAUGCUGUUGGAGGUAGCUGUGAAAAAUCUGUACAUGCCAUGGUCCGACGUGUUCGACUCUGCGCUUAUGAAGAGGACCGUCAUAAUGUUUCGAAUGCUGGAUGACGAAUGGACAACGUUGUCGCCGAAUCGACGAGACUAUCGUUCGUAUCGUGGCUCUAAUUACGAGAACGAACAAUUUUAUGGCGGCAGAUCCGUGCUGUUCUCCGUGCCGGAAACUAUGUUCGAGGAGAAAAUGUCCGGAGUAGAUCUGCAGCUGUAUGUGUACAAAGGAGUGUCCAAGUAUUUCGAGCUGGAGCCACGACGGAAUUUCGGAUUCGCCCUCGUCAGGAUGGACGAUCUGUUUAACGGUAUUAUCAAGGACCUCUGCGAACGGAAGGAGCUGGAGGGUUAUUUUUCUGCCGCACUGGAGCGGGAACCUAUAUCAAGGUCGACACGCGGCACGUUCGUUCUGCUGGAUGAGGAUUUACAAGCAACCGACGCCACCAUCGAGCUCUACAUACGCAUCAGUUACUUGGGCAAAUGCAUCAUAACCGAAGUACACUCCCCUACGAGCAUACAAAGAGCAUUCUACGCACGCGAGGAAACCGACGACCAUUACCAAUAUCAAUUCCGGGAAUUAAAUACUAUGGAUCUGGAAUCCUUUUGUUGGGGCAGCUUGACGAUCAUCCCGCCCCUUCAUCCUGACAAUUUGAUCUGUCGAUGCAAAGAUCUCGUGGACAAAUUAGUGGGAGUGGCGACGCAGACGAAAAAGACGAGAAAACGCAAACGCGACGAAUUCGAUUUAAUGCUCAGAAUGGCUCAUGUACAGAAACUAUUGGCCUUGAUGAAAGAGAUGAGAAAGAAUCGUCCAGACGUAAUGCCGCCCGCGGAAACGAAGAGAGUUUGCCCACCGUCACCGUCACCGUGUAUCUGCCCCACGGUGUGUCCACCUGUCUGCGUUUACACUAUGCCCUCCGUUUGUUCCAAUCCCUGUCAGCAGACAACCGUUUACUGUCUACCAUGAACGAACGCCGUCUACGAGUCACAGAGAAUUUACAUAGGAAGCCAGAAUCGUGAAGUCGUCCUGGAAGAUCCAGAGACGUUACGUCCGCGAGAUGAGCUUCAAGUUUUACCAUUGUUCCAACCAAAUCUUUCCCGAGGAAUAGACGCAAGGAUGGGAAGCAAGAAAGAAUUCUCUUCAUCCGCGUACGUUUCUCCCUUUGUGUAUCAUCGAUGUGCAUGGAACGUAGGAUAAUCUGGUCCCGAGACCGGGCGAUUGUAAAUUGCAAAGCGAACCAAGCCGUCUUCUGAGGAAUUUCAUGCACCGGGACGUGCAGUUUUUCACCGUGUUCGGGGUAACUCGAUAUCCACUUCGCGCCCCGGAUAUUCCGAUAUUCCAUGCAAUUGAAAGCCGAAGAGUUUUGCAUUUUGAUUACAGACACCCUCUCUCCUAUACUAGCGAAGAAGAUCGCCGCGUACAUGUACGUGUAUAUAUACCUACGUACGUAUACGGCCACGCCGGGAUUUCGAUUUGCAGGCAGGGGAGUAUUUUAUCAUCGGUGGCAUUAUGCAAAGAUUCGAAUCUGGAGAGGGCGAAAAAUCUUCGAUCGUGAGGCACGCGGAAUCCAGGAACGGGUUUGUGAAAAUAGAGCGAACGCUUCUUUUCAUCGGUUCGUAAAUUUUUGUUGGGAAACCACUGCUCUAUUUGGACAAUUUCUAAGAGGACUCGAUACGUAGGAAGCACUUUUUCAACGUUUUCGCAUCUUUUGAUAUAUAUGUGCACAUAUUAUCAAUCCGUUGAAAUUGCACAGUGAUAUUUGUCAAACGUUAAAUCGAAAUACGUGAUUGCUGUCUAAGAAAUAAACGAGUGGGCGUACAAUUU
Molecule: messenger RNA, 2290 nt
Organism: Bombus impatiens (common eastern bumble bee)
Lineage: Eukaryota; Metazoa; Arthropoda; Insecta; Hymenoptera; Apidae
Exons: 4
Coding region: 392-1432 (346 amino acids)
Source: RefSeq, a predicted model, not a curated record